This is a messenger RNA of Melospiza georgiana, 924 nucleotides long. It is a transcript of the gene HOXC12, whose product is annotated as homeobox C12. The record is from RefSeq and is a predicted model, not a curated record. The transcript has 3 exons. Gene Ontology annotation, molecular function: sequence-specific double-stranded DNA binding; DNA-binding transcription factor activity, RNA polymerase II-specific. The coding region runs from base 1 to 924 and encodes 307 amino acids. Lineage: Eukaryota; Metazoa; Chordata; Aves; Passeriformes; Passerellidae. Gene Ontology annotation, biological process: regulation of DNA-templated transcription.
AUGGGCGAGCACAACCUGCUGAACCCCGGCUUCGUGGGGCCGCUGCUCAACAUCCACACGGGCGACGCCUUCUACUUCCCCAACUUCCGCGCCGCCUCCGGGCCGCAGCUGCCGGCGCUGCCGUCGCUGCCGUACCCGCGCCGCGACAACUUCGCCUCGCUGCCCGCCUGGGCCGCGCCCGCGGAGCCGUGCGCGCCCUACGCGCAGCCCUACCUGGGCUUCGGCCGCGCCUGCGAGCUCGCCCGCCCCGACGACACCAAGUGCUGCUAUCGCGACAGCGGCGGCGACAGCAAGGGCCGCGAGGGCCGGGACGCGGCGCUGCUGCCGCUGGAGCCGCCGCAGAGCGCCGGGAGCGGCCCGAACGGCCCGAACGGCGGCGGCCAUUUGGGGAACGGCCUGGGGAGCCUGGGCAGCCCCGCGGCGGCGUUCGGCAAGUUCGAGUUCGGCGGCGCCGAGGGCGGCGCGCAGGAGGCGCAGGGGUGCCCCGGGCUGGAGGCGGACCCGGCAGCGGCGCUGAUCGGGGACGGAGGGAAAGGAGACCCGGCCGGGCUGCUCUCGCCGCUGGGAGCCGGAGGGAACGGGUUUGUCCCCGGGCUGGAGGCGGACCCGGCAGCGGCGCUGAUCGGGGACGGAGGGAAGGGAGACCCGGCCGGGCUGCUCUCACCGCUGGGAGCCGGAGGGAACGGCGCGCCCUGGUACCCGCUGCAGCCGCGCUCCCGCAAGAAGCGCAAGCCGUACUCCAAGCUGCAGCUGGCCGAGCUGGAGGGCGAGUUCCUCGUCAACGAGUUCAUCACCCGCCAGCGCCGCCGCGAGCUCUCGGACCGCCUCAACCUCAGCGACCAGCAGGUCAAAAUCUGGUUCCAGAACCGCCGCAUGAAGAAGAAGAGGCUCCUCCUCCGCGAGCAGGCGCUCGGCUUCUUCUAG